UGUAGUUUCGCAGUGCUGUCAGGAUGGAGAGAAAGAAGCGCGCCUGUGGAUUCUGCAAACUCUUUUCCGAGUCAAAGAAGACGGGGCCACUUCUAGAAAAGGAGGGCGUCUGUGCACACGAAUUGUGUAUGCUUUAUUCAUCUAAUCUUAUUACUAAGAAAGAACCUGAAGGUGAUGAUUUUGCUGGAUUUUUCCUUGAAGAUGUAAAAAGAGAAUUGAAGAGAGGAGAAAAACUGUGCUGCCCCUCAUGUAAGCGGACUGGAGCGACUAUUGGCUGUGAAAUUAAGAAAUGCAAAAGAUCUUAUCAUUACCUGUGUGCAAAAAAACAAAAGCUAUAAUGAUUGAAAACAAAGUCGAAGGCACAUUUAAACUUUACUGCAAGAACCAUGCUUCCAUGAGUCCUGAAGGGAGCGGAAAGCGCACUGGUCGUGAUGCUGUGCCCAGUAACAUCAAGGAAGCAAAAGAAGUCACGAGUCUUGCUAAGAAUGGAUCAAGAUUACCCAAGAGGAAUCACACUGUGAACUCUAGGAAACGGAAGAAGCCUGCAGAGAUGUUUCCGUCUGACCAUGAAAUGAAUCAGUCCUCAUAUGACAGUGAGAGCACUGAUGACAGUGUAGAUUACGCAAUGCCAAAGAAUCAUAAAAAAUCACGUUCUAUACACUGUGAUCUUCCAGACGUAGUCAAUGGACAGCCUCCCCAUGAAAACCAUCAGUAUGAAAAUGAUGAUUAUUUUGGAGUACAUAACCAUCACACCCAUGUGAGUUUGAUGGAUGAAAAUGAAGCCCAAUCUGAAAGUACCUUGGACCCAAUGUUGUCAAUGCCCCAGUUCUCAUCAGGAAAAGAAUCAGAAUUCUGGCAGCUGUGUAAAAAAACUGGAUGUGUGGAGAAGAUCUUUUCCAAAAUCACAGAUGAGCUGACAAAUGUUUCCAUGAAAAUUACUAAUCACAGUGCCAGUGAGAAUGAUUAUAAAUUUGCCUUUGCAGUGGCAAAGACCUCUGGUCUUCUUCCGCAGAUCAUGUCGGAAAAUGAAACAGACACUGAAGCAAAACUGGAAAGCCUGCAGGUCCAGCAGAACCUAUUGACUCAAGCAAAAUCUGCAAUGCAGGAAGUGAAGACAAAGAUGGAUCAAUGGGACACUUAACAGCGGCCUUAGUCCAGCUGGAGUUGUAGACAUGGCUGUACAUGUAAUGGAAUUCUGAUCAGUACUUCUCAUCUUCAUGUUCUGUUUUCCUUAUCCCACUAGGCGUAUGUCUGCACUCUUACACCAUCAAUGGGCUCUUGGCUGUUACUCUGACUGGUUUCUGUUGACUUUUCAUCUUCACAGACUUUGUAAUUUACCUAAUCUUGUGUGGUUGUUUUUUAGUGGAGGGCCAUUUUUGCCUCUGUUGCUGUCCUAAUGCCAUUUUGGUCAGAUUCUCCACAACGCUUUUACAUUAAUUUAAGGGUAACUGCAUGGCUACGCUGAUUUACUCAUGGAAUUUAUUUAUCCCGGUGGAUUUCGCUUCAUUAGCUUUCCCAUGCAGUUCUUUCGGGUUGUUUUUGAUUUAGUUCACUGCACAUGUACUACUCCUAAAAAAGGAUGCAUUGUUAAUUUUCACCUGCUCAGAUAUCAGCAACUCAUGUUUGAAAGUUGUACAUGGGCAAAAAAUCAUUAUGAAUUC
This is a messenger RNA of Erpetoichthys calabaricus (reedfish), 1661 nucleotides long. RefSeq lists its product as uncharacterized. Bases 290 to 1141 code for a protein of 283 amino acids. The transcript is spliced from 15 exons. NCBI's taxonomy places the organism in Eukaryota, Metazoa, Chordata, Cladistia, Polypteriformes, Polypteridae. The record is from RefSeq and is a predicted model, not a curated record.